This is a messenger RNA of Cynocephalus volans (Philippine flying lemur), 1296 nucleotides long. RefSeq names its product pyroglutamylated RFamide peptide receptor (gene QRFPR). Gene Ontology annotation, cellular component: plasma membrane. Gene Ontology annotation, molecular function: peptide binding; neuropeptide Y receptor activity. Lineage: Eukaryota; Metazoa; Chordata; Mammalia; Dermoptera; Cynocephalidae. Bases 1 to 1296 code for a protein of 431 amino acids. The record is from RefSeq and is a predicted model, not a curated record. Gene Ontology annotation, biological process: G protein-coupled receptor signaling pathway; cellular response to hormone stimulus. The transcript has 6 exons.
AUGCAGGCGCUCAACGUCACCCCGGAGCGGCUCUCCCGGCUGCUGCGGGCCCACAACCUGACGCGGGAGCAGUUCAUCGCGCUGUACGGGCUGCGGCCGCUCGUCUACACCCCGGAGCUGCCUGGGCGCGCCAAGCUGGCCUUCGUGCUCACCUGCGUGCUCAUCUUCGCCCUGGCGCUCUUUGGCAACGCGGUAGUGGUCUACGUGGUGACCCGCAGCAAGGCCAUGCGCACCGUCACCAACAUCUUCAUCUGCUCGUUGGCGCUCAGUGACCUGCUCAUCACCUUCUUCUGCAUCCCGGUCACGACGCUCCAGAACAUCUCCGACAAGUGGCUGGGGGGUGCCUUCAUUUGCAAGAUGGUGCCAUUUGUCCAGUCUACUGCUAUUGUGACAGAAAUUCUCACUAUGACCUGCAUUGCUGUGGAAAGGCACCAGGGACUUGUGCAUCCUUUUAAAAUGAAGUGGCAAUACACUAACCGAAGGGCUUUCACAAUGCUAGGUGUGGUCUGGCUUGUGGCAGUCAUCGUAGGAUCACCCAUGUGGCAUGUGCAGCAGCUUGAGAUUAAGUAUGACUUCCUAUAUGAAAAAGAACAUGUUUGCUGCUUGGAAGAGUGGACCAGCCCCGCGCACCAGAAGAUCUACAGCACCUUCAUCCUCGUCUUCCUCUUCCUCCUGCCUCUCAUGGUGAUGCUGGUCCUGUACAGUAAAAUUGGUUACGAACUUUGGAUAAAGAAGAGAGUGGGGGAUGGUUCUGUGCUUCGAACUAUUCACGGAAAAGAAAUGUCCAAAAUAGCCAGGAAGAAGAAGCGAGCUGUCAUUAUGAUGGUGACAGUGGUGGCUCUCUUUGCUGUGUGCUGGGCACCUUUCCAUGUCUUUCAUAUGAUGAUUGAAUACAGUAAUAUUGAAAAGGAAUAUGAUGAUGUCACAAUCAAGAUGAUUUUUGCUAUAGUGCAAAUAAUUGGAUUUUCCAACUCCAUCUGUAAUCCCAUUGUCUAUGCAUUUAUGAAUGAAAACUUCAAAAAAAAUGUUUUGUCUGCAGUUUGUUAUUGCAUAGUACGAGAAGCCCUAUCUUCAGCACAAAGGCAUGGAAAUUCAGGAAUUACGAUGAUGGAGAAGAAAGCAAAGUUUUCCAGAAGAGAGAACCCAGUAGAGGAGACCAAAGGAGAAGCAUUCAGUGAUGGCAACAUUGAAGUCAAACUGUGUGAACAGCCAGAGGAGAAAAAAAAUCUCAAACUACACUUUGCCCUCUUUACUUCUGAACCUUCUGGGAAUUGUGCUGUAGACAGUGGGCAUUAA